UUAUAUCUUAAACCUGCUACCUGAUAUCAUAAGAAAGAGUGAAUCGAUUUACCUUCAAAACAGGGAUAUCUUCCCUACCCUAAAUUGGGAUUAUGACCGUUAAGAGUGUUUCGUUGUUCUUUUCCCAACGGCACUGAACUGAGAAGGAUUCACCGGCAGAGAUAUUAUCCUACGGCACAGAACGGCAAGGCCUUGUUCACAAUUCCAGUUUUUGACAUAUCCCUGUUUCACUGAUGAUCGCCGGAUGAAGUUAUUAGUUCUUUCUCUUUGGGUCUUCUUCAAGAUCUGGUUUCUUCGUCACAGUCUUUCUGCGGCACUGAACAACAGGUUUAGACAGAUCUAGUUCUUAAGAGAGUCCUGUUUCACAAUCUCGCCGGGUGAGAUGUGAGGCAUCCUACUACCUGGAGGCAUGGGGCAUUGAUUCACUUGAGCACAAAAGCCUCAUGAAAAGGGAAAGACAGAUGAUUCUAUAUGAGGAAUUGUUCCUCGACACUUGGGAGAAGUGAUACAUCAUAAAAUAAGUAUAUAUACUGUUGCACCUCACCUGUGUAUUCUGGUUGUCAAGUGGAGUUCUACAUGUAGUGAGUUUCAGAGGAAUUUGUACCAGGGUUGUGGAAGGUUUCAGGUCCUAUCACACCUUAAGGUCUUCAUCUACAGCAGGAUAGGAGGGCUUGAUGCGGAGAUUUUACAGUAAAUGUUCUACUCCUGUCCAGGUUCACAAAUAAGGUGUCCUUUGGCUGCAGUAACUAUGGUCCUCUAGAGUCCUUCAAGAUAGACAGUAGUUGCAAGAUGGCAUUUUGUACAGAAGAGGAACAAACUGAAGAUUACCUUUUCAAGAUUGUUUUAAUUGGUGAUUCAGCUGUUGGGAAAUCAAACUUGCUUGCAAGAUUUGCCAGAGAUGAGUUCUACCCGAACUCCAAAUCAACUAUAGGUGUUGAGUUUCAAACCCAAAAGAUGGAUAUUGAUGGUAAGGAAAUAAAGGCACAGAUCUGGGACACAGCAGGACAGGAGCGGUUUAGGGCUGUGACCUCAGCAUAUUACAGAGGUGCUGUUGGGGCUCUGUUGGUCUAUGACAUCAGUAGACGGCAGACAUUUGAUAGCAUUGGUCGAUGGCUUAAUGAACUACAUACUCACUCAGACAUGAAUGUGGUUACCAUACUCAUUGGAAACAAGUCUGAUCUUAAAGACGCCAGGGAGGUAAAAACAGAAGAAGGCAAGGCUCUAGCAGAAGCACAGGGCUUAUUUUUUAUGGAAACAUCUGCCCUUGAUUCCUCCAAUGUUACUGCUGCCUUUCGGACGGUUGUCAAAGAGAUCUACAACAUUUUAAGCCGCAAAGUUAUCCUCUGUCAAGAGAAAAAAGCAGACACAGCAUCACUGGGGAAUGGGAAAGCUGUGGUUUUGCAGGAUGAUGCAAGCCAAGGAGCAGAUGCCAACCCUAACAAGGCUGGAUGCUGUUCAUCUUGAAGCUAAACAGGAUAGCUUUGAUCAUAUUGCUUUAUCUUACAUUCUCUGCAUACUCUUUGCCACAGAUGCACCCAUGUAAUGAAAUAUGUUUAAAUUCUUUUUGUUGGCAAAGUAUUGAUUUAGUUUAUCAUUUGCCUUUUCUUUUCGGGGUUAAUGAUGCCACUAAUCAGGAAACAGAACUCCAGGAGUAGAACAAUGUACAUGAACUGAAGACAACACAGCAAGUUAUGUAUAUGAUGUUGGAAAUUCUGACGAUUAAUGCCUGUGCAUCUCUUUUUUGUUGGA
Molecule: messenger RNA, 1749 nt
Organism: Nelumbo nucifera (sacred lotus)
Lineage: Eukaryota; Viridiplantae; Streptophyta; Magnoliopsida; Proteales; Nelumbonaceae
Gene: RABA5A
Product: RAB GTPase homolog A5A
Molecular function (GO): GTPase activity; GTP binding
Source: RefSeq, a predicted model, not a curated record